AUGAGAGCUAGCCGAGCACACCUGAGCUGGGAACUGGAAACUGACCGAGUUCGACAAAAGCUGUUGAGCCUCAUAGGGCGAAUUGGCAGAGAAUCGCGAAAUGAGACCACCACAGCAAAGGUUCUCGAAGUGCUUUGGGAUCUUGCCCAUCAACCCUUGUUACCAUGUACUUUAAUCCAACAAGCCUUAGAAGAGCACCUUACAAUCCUUAGCGAUGCUUAUGCAGUGAAAGAGACCGUCAAGAGGAGUUACAUUAUAAAGUGCAUAGAUGAUAUUAAAAAGUCAUCGCAACACAGCAAUGCUCAGGUUGUGUGGGUUGUUCCAGCUCUGCGACAACUGCAUGAAAUUACACGGUCCUUCAGUAAGCAGACCUACCAAAAGCAGGACAAGAGCAUCAUUCAAGACCUGAAGAAGAAUUUUGAAAUAGUAAAGUUAGUGACAGCAAGUUUAGUGGCCUGCCAUCGUUUGGCAGUGACUGCGAUUGGUCCUGGCGGGCACCUUGGAUCCACUUUGGUUGACGGCAGAUACACUUACCGGGAGUAUUUAGAGGCCCAUCUAAAAUUCCUGGCUUUUUUCCUUCAAGAAGCCACUCUGUACCUAAGCUGGAGUCGUGCCAAGGAGAUCUGGGAAUGUCUUGUCACCAGCCAUGAUGUGUGCGAGCUCGAUCGUGAAAUGUGUUUCGAGUGGUUUACAAAAGGUCAGCAUGACCUGGAGAGCGAUGUGCAACAGCAACUUUUUAAAGAGAAAAUUCUGAAGCUGGAAUCGCAUGAGAUUACAAUGAAUGGUUUUAUUCUGUUUAAGACCUUUUUCGAAAACGUAAAUCUCUGUGAUCAUCGAUUAAAGCGGCAAGGCACGCAGCUACAUGUGGAAAAGAUUGAAUUAAUAGGAAUGGAUUUUAUUUGGAAACUUGCUGUAGAAUCUCCCGAUGAAGAAAUUGCCAAUGAAGCAAUUCAACUUAUAAUAAAUUACAGCUACAUCAAUCUGAAUCCACGGCUGAAGAAAGACUCUGUGUCUCUGCACAAGAAGUUCAUUGCUGACUGUUACACAAGAUUGGAGGCAGCUAGCUCAGCUCUUGGAGGUCCAACUUUGACGCAUGCAGUCACCAGAGCUACGAAAAUGCUCACCGCUACCGCAAUGCCUUCGGUAGCAACCUCGGUACAGUCACCAUACAGGUCUACUAAACUAGUCAUAAUUGAACGACUUUUAUUGCUUGCAGAGCGAUAUGUGAUCACUAUAGAGGAUCUUUACUCAGUCCCCAGAACUAUUCUACCUCACGGUGCCUCGUUUCAUGGUCAUCUAUUAACCCUUAAUCUUACGUAUGAUUCUACCAAAGAAACAUUUACCAUCGAGGCACAUAGCAAUGAAACAGUAGGGAGUAUUCGCUGGAAGAUUGCAAAACAUCUGAAUUGUCCGGUGGAAAAUAUGCAAAUAUUUGCAAAUGAAAGUUUGUUGACAGUAAAUAAAGAUCAAAAGUUGCUCCAUCAACUGGGUUUUUCCGAUGAGCAAUCACUGACCGUGAAGACUUUGGGAAGUGGAACUCCCUCUGGAAGCUCUUCAGAGGUCUCUUCCAGUGCUAGCGGUGGUGUUUUCAGUUCUUCAUAUGCCAUGGAACAGGAGAAGUCGCUUCCUGGAGUGGUGAUGGCCCUUGUAUGUAAUGUCUUUGAUAUGCUUUACCAACUUGCCAACCUGGAAGAGCCAAGGAUAACUGUGCGAGUCCGGAAGCUUUUAGUAUUGAUACCAACAGACCCUGCUGUUCAGGAGGCGCUUGACCAGCUGGAUUCACUGGGAAGAAAGAAGACGCUACUGUCAGAAUCACAAACAUCUCAGUCUUCAAAAUCGCCAUCUUUAUCCUCUAAACAACAACACAACCAGCCAAGUGCCUCAUCUAUCCUGGAGAGCUUGUUCAGAUCAUCGGCCCCUGGCAUGUCCACCUUCAGAGUGCUCUACAACUUAGAGGUUUUGAGCUCCAAACUUAUGCCGACCGCUGAUGAUGAAAUGGCAAGAAACUGUGCCAAGUCGUUUUGUGAAAACUUUCUUAAAGCUGGAGGGUUAAGUCUGGUGGUUAAUGUUAUGCAGAGGGAUUCUAUUCCAUCUGAAGUGGAUUAUGAAACUAGACAAGGUGUCUACUCAAUCUGCCUACAACUUGCAAGGUUCUUGUUGGUUGGGCAGACAAUGCCAACAUCAUUUGAUGAGGAUAUGAUGAAAGAUGGAAUUGAAGGAUUAUCUUCCAGACCCUUCCGAAAUGCAGGCCGCCAGUCAAGUCGCCAGAUGUCCCUUUGUGGCACCCCAGAAAAGUCAUCUCACAGGCAGUUAUCUGUUUCUGACCGUUCAUCCAUCAGAGUAGAGGAAAUCAUCCCUGCUGCCCGUGUCGCAAUUCAGACAAUGGAAGUAAAAGAUUUCACCAGCACUGUGGCUUGCUUCAUGAGGCUCUCUUGGGCAGCUGCUGCCGGUAGACUAGAUCUUGUUGGCAGUACUCAACCAAUAAAAGAAAUAAAUAAUGCAUUGUUUCCGUCUGGGAUUCGAGGACGACUGAGUAGCUCAGGAAGCAAUUGUAGUUCUGGAAGUGAAGGAGAACCCACAUCAUUGCAUGCAUGGAUCUGUGUAAGGCAGCAGUCUGUAUCGACCAAAGAUGCUCUGAUUGCAGGAGAGGCUCUGUCUCUGCUGGUUACGUGCCUACAACUUCGCAGCCAGCAGCUGGGGUCUUUUUAUAACUUGCCCUCUGUUGCUGAUUUUAUUAUUGAUAUUCUUCUCGGAUCUCCAAGUGCCGAAAUUCGUCGUGUUGCCUGUGACCAGCUGUAUACGCUCAGUCAAACGGAUACGUCCACUUACCCUGAUGUACAGAAGCCGAACCUUUUCAUACUUAGAGUUAUUCUGUCUGCUCAGCUUCCCCUCUGGUCUCCAACAAGUAUCAUGCGAGGCAUUAACCAGAGGUUGCUAGCCCAGUGUACAGAGUACUUUGAUUUGAGGUGUCAGCUACUGGACGACUUGACAUCAGCAGAGAUGGACCAUCUAAGUAUCAGUCCAGCAACCAUGCUAGAGGAUGAAAUCACAUGGCUGGAUAAUUUUGAACCUAAUCGUACAGUUGAUUGUGAAACAAGUGAAGCUGACAACGUUUGGUUAGCCGGGCACCUGCGGCUCAUAAAGACUCUGCUCUCACUGUGCGGCAAUGAGAAGGAAAUGCUUGGUCCCUCUCUGAUAAAACAGCUUCUGGAUGAUUUCCUAUUUCGAGCUUCAAGAAUAAUAUUAAAUAGUCACUUACCGCCUGGCAGUGCUGCAAUAAGUCAACAAGACUUCCAUCCAAAAUGCAGCACUGUGAAUAGUCGGCUUGCAGCUUAUGAGGUCCUGGUUAUGCUGGCUGAGAGCUCCCCUGCUAAUUUACAGCUAAUAGCAAAAGAGCUAUUGUCCAUGCACCAUCAGCCUGACCCUGCAUUAAGCAAGGAGUUUGAUUAUCUUCCACCUGUUGACAGCCGGUCUAAUUCGGGAUUUGUUGGACUUAAAAACGGAGGAGCAACAUGUUAUAUGAAUGCAGUCUUCCAGCAGUUGUAUAUGCAGCCAGGUCUUCCUGAGGUUUUGCUUUCCAUGGAAGAUGAGACCGAGAAUCCAGAUGACAGCGUGUUUUAUCAGGUGCAAUCUCUCUUUGGCCACUUGAUGGAGAGCAAGCUGCAGUACUAUGUGCCAGAAAACUUCUGGAAGAUCUUCAAGAUGUGGAAUAAGGAGCUGUAUGUGCGGGAACAGCAGGACGCCUAUGAAUUCUUCACCAGUCUUAUAGACCAAUUGGAUGAAUAUCUAAAGAAAAUGGGACGUGACCAAAUAUUUAAGAACACUUUUCAAGGCAUCUAUUCUGACCAGAAGAUCUGUAAAGAUUGUCCACACAGAUAUGAGCGCGAGGAGGCUUUCAUGGCGUUGAAUUUAGGUGUCACUUCCUGCCAAAGCCUAGAGAUCUCAUUGGAUCAGUUUGUUAGGGGUGAGGUCCUUGAAGGCAGUAAUGCAUAUUACUGUGAAAAAUGCAAAGAAAAGAGAACCACCGUGAAGAGGACUUGCAUCAAAUCUCUGCCAAGUGUCAUGGUCAUUCACUUAAUGAGGUUUGGAUUUGAUUGGGAAAGUGGUCGUUCCAUUAAAUAUGACGAACAGAUCAAGUUCCCGUGGGUCCUGAACAUGGAACCGUACACUGUGUCUGGGAUGGCUCGUCAAGACUCUUCCUCAGAGGUUGGGGAAAAUGGGAGACAUACUGAUCCAGGAGGUGGAUCUCCUCGGAAAAAAGUGGCUCCAACGGAAAACUAUGAGCUAGUUGGAGUGAUUGUGCACAGCGGCCAGGCACACGCAGGCCACUAUUAUUCCUUCAUUAAAGACAGGAGGGGCUGCGGGAAGUGCAGGUGGUACAAAUUUAAUGACACAGUGGUGGAAGAGUUUGAUCUAAAUGAUGAAACCAUUGAAUAUGAGUGUUUCGGAGGUGAAUACAGACCCAAAGUUUUUGACCAAUCAAACCCGUACCCUGACGUGCGCCGGCGAUACUGGAAUGCCUACAUGCUUUUCUAUCAAAGGGUGUCCGAUCAGAACUCUCCUGUAUUACCAAAGAAAAGCCGGGUCAGUGUAGUUCGACAAGAAGCAGAGGAUCUAUCACUAUCUGCUCCUUCAUCGCCAGAUGUUUCCCCACAGUCAUCUCCUCGACCGCACAGGCAAAAUGAUCGUCUUUCCAUACUGACCAAAUUGGUGAGAAAAGGGGAGAAAAAGGGCCUAUUUGUUGAGAAAAUGCCACUCAGGAUAUACCAGAUGGUGAGAGAUGAAAACUUGAAGUUUAUGAGAAACAGAGACGUCUACAACAGCGACUAUUUCAACUUUGUGCUGUCUCUAGCAUCUGUAAAUGCAACAAAACUAAAGCAUCAGUUAUACUCAUCAAUGGCAAAAGUGAGCUUACAGCUGGCCAUACAGUUCGUCUUUCACACAUAUCUUCGAACAAAGAAAAAACUUAGGGUUGACACAGAAGAGUGGAUAGCUACUAUUGAAGCUUUGGUCUCUAAAAGCUAUGAAGCUUGCCAGUGGCUUGUAGAAUACUUUGUUGGGCCUGAAGGAAGGGAACUUGUUAGAGUUUUCUUGUUGGAGUGCUGUGUACGAGAGGUCAGAUCUACAGUUGCUACUGUUCUUGAGAAGACAUUAGAUGGUGUCUUAUUUCAUAAAGAUAAGGUAAAAGGUGUUCAGCCAUUGGUGGAGAUGCUGCUCAGUCUUCUGGAUAAAGAUGUCCCAGAAAACUGUAAAAAUUGUGCUCAAUACUUUUUUCUUUUUAAUAACUUUGUUCAAAAGCAAGGGGCUCGUGCAGUUGAGCUUCUUCUCAGGUAUUCUGCUCUGAGGCAUUUCAUCAACUUCUUACUAGGUCCCAAUCGUCAAAAUAACCAGAAUCGCAGGUGGAGCGCUGCACAAGCUCGGGAAUUUGGAUACUUGCACAAUACUGUCGCGUUGCUUGUUUUGUACUCCGAUGUUUCCUCCCACAGAACAGUUGCUCCCGGCGUGUUCAAGUCUCAGCCUCCUGUGAACAGACCCUCUCCUCCUCUGGCUCUUUGCGAGGAAGUAGAGGCCUUGAUGUUUACGCCAGAGGGAAAGCCUUACUUGUUAGAGGUCAUGUUUGCCAUGCGGGAGCUUCCCGGAUCCCUCUCGGUCAUCAUUGAGAUGGUUGUGUACUGCUGUUUUUGCAACGAGCGGUUCUCGCUCACUGCGCUUCACUUCAUUAAGAAUCAGUUAGAGACUGCUCCUCCUCAUGAACUGAAGAACACAUUUACCUUAUUGCACGAAAUUUUGGUUAUUGAAGAUCCCUUACAGUUACACCGGCUAAAAUUUGCAUUUGAGACAGAUGGGUUAUUAGCUCUGAUGCAUCACAGUAACCACGUGGACAGUAGUCGCUGCUAUCAGUGUGUGAAGUUCCUUGUUACGCUUGCCCAAAAGUGUCCUGCUGCUAAAGAAUACUUUAAGGAAAAUUCUCACCAUUGGAGCUGGGCGGUUCAGUGGUUACAGAAGAAGAUGUCCGAGCACUGUUGGGCACCACAGAGUAAUGUGUCCAAUGAAACAUCAACAGCUAAAACCUUCCAACGCACAAUUUCUGCACAGGAUACCUUGGCUUAUGCCACUGCCUUGUUAAAUGAGAAGGAUCAGUCUGGGAGCAGUAAUGGAUCUGAGAGCAGUCCAGCUAAUGAAAAUGGCGAUAGAAGUAUGCAACAGGGUCCCGACUCUCCCAUGAUAAUUGGAGAAAGUAAAAGUGACUUAGAUGAUGUUGAUCCUUAAAUGUACAGAAAACAGAACCUGUCUUUGUGCUGUGAUAUAAACGCACUUUCAGAACCACAAAUCGUUUCCCUUUUACAUUUUCAUUAAAAGUCACAGACAAAAGGAAUUCACAGGACAACAAAAAACAUGUACAGAUCCAACACUCAAUCUACAGCCAAGGUCAUUUUAAAACUGUCUCAAAAAGAACUUUUUUUCAUUUACAACAGUUUGGCAAUCCGAUCAUGAAUACCAAGUAUUUUGGUCAAUAUUUUAUUGAAGAAAAAAACAGUUCGGCGAUACCAUUUCUAUAAAUUUCAUUGCAAAUCCACCACGUGGAUUGAGAAGUACAGCUCAUUGGAUAUGAAGAUAAUUGUAAAAUGAGUAGGAAAAUGAUUAAAAAAUGUUUCUUAAAUUGAUAUAAAACCCUAUUGUUUUUCUUUGAUUCAUAUAGAGCAUGCAAUUCCAAUGGACCUCCUAUAAUCGCAUUUACUUUUGUUUUCUUGUUAUCCUUUGUUGAAGAGCAUAUCUAGGUAGGAUCAGGUGCAUACAUGUGCCUGGAGAACUAUAUGGCAGUGCUGUAGUGUUCAAAAGUGUAUAAGCUUGUUAAUAGCAUCAUUGAUGGUCUUCAACAAAGAAUAAAGUACAUUUUUCUUUCUUUCAUAAGGUGGUGAGAGUCCACAAGCCAUUACUCAUGUGAAUUAAUUUCCUGGCUGCAAGGAGGAGGCAAAGAUACCCAACAUUCCACAAGCUUUUAAUCUCUCACUCCUUUGAUAUCCCAGUCUUUUCUUUGCCUCACAGGAGUAGGUAAACAAUUGAGGUUUUCCAGUUUCUUUGUGAGAAGGGUUCCCUGAAAAGCUCAGACCCAUUACUUCCCUCAUACAGCUAUUAUUAGAGAGGGGUGUAGGAGAUUACUAAGGCUGUAUAAAGUAAUUCUCCUGUGGGAGUUUUAGUCCCUCAUCUGCCACCGCUGUUGCAGGGACUGGUACUUUGCCUCCUGCUUGGCCUCGUUGUCCUCAUAUGGAAAUCCUCUGCUGUUUUAUACAGUCCUGGAUGGGCUCUCUAUUAACUGCAAUAACUGCAGCUGGGUAAGCACAGUAAGGUGGGUUUCUGUCAGGUAAGUAUAUUCACUCACAUAGCCCACAGGCUAUUUGUAGGUACAUUUUAACAUGUAUAUCAUUUCCAGAGGACAUUUAUUAGGCAAGUACAGACAGUGUCAUGGCAGGAGCUGGUUGCCUGUAACAUGUAUUUGCUUAUAUCACUUUAAGAGAAGUCAAAGGAAGGGACAAGUUAAGUUUUAUUGUUUAUGGACCAACUGAUGGCGCUGUAUUGCUUUUGUUUUAGGGACUUAAUUGCAAUUCUAUAUUUAAGCAGUAGUUUACUGUUAUUUUUACAGGCUUAGUAGGAGAAUAGUUGUUUCAGAAAGUUCAAUCCUCUCAAAUGUACGUUUAAUUUUUAAAAGUCUUUAUAGACGGGGGCGGAGCAAGCCUUACAUCUGAGCGGUCGCAUAACACUUCAGCUCCGGACUGGUUCUGAUUAUUUACCUAAUUUUGACCGCUCAGUGUUAUAUAAUAUGCUUCCAAAACAUAGACUAAGCUUUAGGGAGACUUUACAGGCAUCCCCAGUAUUGGGAACGGACCAGCAGAUCGAGGCCCCAAUCAUUUAUUAUAGUGGUGAAGAUCACAGCAGCCUCUGGUAAGCGGCCAUCUUAGCUCCCACGAGUUGGCUUAGAGACGCUGCGAGGCCUUCUUUCUUUGUCUAAUGGGCUUUGACACCUAAAUAUCCCUGAUAGCUGCUUCCUCACAUGCCGAGUUAAACAGGGACUCCACACCAUAAAAGCUUCCCCGACCUUCUCCUGGGCUGGAUAACCCUCGAUCUACCUACUUCACGCACGGUUAUCUACUAACAUGGAGGAAUUCCCUGGCACCCUUCUGACCCUCUUAGAAGACCUGGCAUUUCAGAUGGAUAACAGGUUUACUGACCUGAUUAUGAUCUGCCGCAGCACGUUUAACCAGCAAGCGCAGCACCCCGAAGAAGCGGAGACUGCCGUUACUGGAGACAUUGCACAGGAUCUGCUUGGUCAGCACGGAUUACGCUCGCCAGCGCUACAAGAAGAGACCUUCUGUGCUCUGCAACAACACCCUAAAGAUCACACUGUGGAACUGAUCGAGAGUGCCAAUUAUACUCAUGGAGAGUCACAACUGCAGUCAGCUUACCAAGAUGGGGAAGUUCGUAGAAUGGUAGAGGCAAAACGAAUUAGACGAAUCUACCAGAAUAAAGGGAAACUGAGACACACUGAACCUAACAUGCUUCAAAUGGAUGUCUCAACUACUCCCCUAGUCAGUGUGAUCUCGGAAGGAGCUGCAGCGCAAACAGCCGCUCACCACCCCAAGAGCUGGCGCGACACGCACAGCAAGCUGUUCAAAGCUUUCACUCAGAGUAUGAGGCUCCAUCGGAUACACAAUCAGCAUCUCCACAUCUCGCCUCCACAAUUGUUCACAAAGGUUGCUGAGUGGAUCUACUCUUGCCCGCAUGUUUUGGGGAGGUUGACAUGGGAUCCAGGUAGAUUUCCCUACUACUGCUUCUGACCCUACAACUUUGGAACAGAGUUUUAAAGCCGAGAGCUAUUGAUCUUCUUCCUUGCAUCAGGCAUACAACCUACCCCAUGUUCACAAUUUUUGUCUUAUCCUCAGAAGUUUUAUUAAUGAAAGGGGACCUUGACUCAUUAUUCCUGGCCUGCGGUAUGGAGUAGCAGAGUCUAGAGACACUAAUCCAUAGCCAUAUGGCUCCGGACUACAGAUUGUGAACACAUUUUGUUUAAGAGUUUAAUCCCCUUUGUAGCCCUAUUAACCCAACUCUGCUGUUCUGCUCACACUAUAUGCAAAACUGAUCACCCUCCAAAAACCCUUCAUCCCAUCUUCUCUGUUUAAUAAUGUUUAAUGAUGUUCUUUGCCAAGGUUCUAAUAUUUAUAGAUGUUAAUACAAAUGAUUAGAGUGAGGUGGGUGUAUAAAUCAUCUCAUGCUUCUUAAAUACAUGUUCUACAAUAUUUUAAGCUCUUUUGACUUCCACAUAUAGCCUAUUAGCAAGUUAUUUCUAUAUCUGCUGAUAUUAUGUUUUGUUUCCAAAUGGGCAUUUAUAUUUACUUAUAUACCCUUUGUUGAUCUCUCCACUAUGUCUAGCUAUAGGAGCUAACUGUGACUCAUAUGUUCCAUAAUCUGCCUGUCCCUGUUUAGAGUAAAUAUCCAUUAAUAUUGAGUUAUUAAACCACUAACAGAAAGUUAUCCCUGGUGGCAGAAUUUUAAGUUCAGAUCUUAUAUAUUUUAGAAUGAGGUUGUGAUUCCCUAAACUUUCUCUAUACAGCUGGAACUCACACUAUGAAGCCACUCAUGUUUGUAUUGUAUCUAAAAGUUUAUUUAUGUCAACUUUAGUUGAUCUAGCCACUUCCCCUAUACAACUAAGUAUGUGUAUCCCUCUGUGAUCAAUGCUCCCUGAGUGAGAUUGGAUAAGACUCACAAACAUAAAUCUUGUGAGUGCAGAUAGCCUCCCCUCUCUCUGUUGCUUGGUCCAGUUGUAAUUAACUCAAACACAAGCAUUUGCAUAGGGUUAACUUGUCCUCUUUGCACUUAUAUAUUCUGGGGAGGCCAUCAUAAGACCCUGGGAGAUUCUCUCACCUAACCCUAAGUUUCUGUAACAGAUUGCUCCCUGCUGACAGAACCCAAUAUGCUAUUAACUCUGAGAUGGUACUUUUGAUCCCAAGAAUUUGAAUUUGAUAUUAGUGACAAGUAUAAGGAACUUAUCUAUAUUUAUAAGAUACUGAGUAUUGCAAAGAUGUUACAACCUUCAGGGAAUUUUCAUUGUUAGGUUUUAUGUUUCUCCAUUCUUACAGGAGAUGUACUGCCUAGUGUUAUAUUAAUGUUAGUAUAUAGCUGCAUUAAUCUCCUCCAUCACACACAAAGCCUAUAAUGUCAUUUUACCCCUAUGACUAGGAAGCAUAUUUCUUUCUCAAGUUAACACAUUCUCCAUUGAAUUGUCUGUUUUAUUUAUGUUCUUAAGUAUGAGGAUUUGUUAAAUGGAGGACAACUCUAAUAGUUGUAUACUCUUAAGUCCAGAGGCCCAUCUGUUUAUACUAAAUUAUUUUACUAACUGACUCCGCCCCCACCUCCCCCCCCCCCCCCCCCCUACUCUUUUUUUGAGCGGCUCUCGCCCGCUGCAUUCCCUCUUCCCCAUAAAACCAUACAGCUAACUCACCCUGGCCCUAAAAUUAUCUGAAUUGCUAUCCUAAUUUACUUAUUUUUUAUUCGGCACAGGGAGGACCAUUUUUGUCUAUGUUAUUCUUAUGAUAUCAUAUUAUAAAACUGAAGUUCCUAUACUGAUGGCCCAAAUCUUAUAACAACGUUGGAGAUCUCUGGAUAUAUAAUGUCUUUUUUUUUGUAUACUUUUAUAUGUAAAUGUUUCAGGGCCUACCCUUUAUGUUGUAUCUAUUCAUGACUUCAAUAAAAAUUGAUUUAAAAAAAAAAAAAAAAAGUCUUUAUAGACUGUACAGAUCCUAUUCAGACAGCUUGUUCUUUCUUCCAUUAUUUGUUCUAUAUAUGGAAGUUUUGAGUGAAUUCUUUAACCAUCGGAUGUCCCUUUAUAAAUGCAUUAUCAGCUUUAUCAAUUUGUCUUGCUAUUUUGUUGGUUCAGGGUCACAAUCUGUUUUCUUAGUAAUCCUUUUGGACUCCUCUGUAAAACAAUCUUUGUUCUAGUGCUUUAUUCUCCACUCCAGUUUUCAGGAGGCAUUUAUUUAUUUGUUUGUUUUUGUGGGGGGGUCGCUUUUUUGACUAUUUCCUACUGACACUAUCUCUUGAGUUGGGGUGCAGUCUGGGAUUGAGUAGAGUACAAGGGGUUGGUUUCCUCAGGAGGCAACAUUAUUAUUUAAUAUCUUUAUCGUCUUCUCAGAAUCAAAUAAGAUACUUGUCUAGUUUUUUUUUAAUCAGCCUAGGUCUUUGCUGUGUCAGAGGUGAUCCUAUAGUUUCCUUAUAAUUAAUGGAAGUCCGUUGAAUUUGGCUUGAACAGAGUUCUGUACUCUUCUGAAUUUCACAUCCUAGGAACUAAUUUUGAGAGGCAGAUUGCUUCAUUUUUCUAUUUCUUCUUCAGGGAGAAGGGUUUCUCCUUCAGAGGGUUCUAUAUCAGUUUGUGUAUCCAUGACUCAGUUUCUCUUUUAGACCUUUAUGGUCUCUCAGAUGUUUUGCCAGACGCAAGAAUAUUUAAUCUUGGUUUCUGAAGGUUUCUACAGCUAUUUGGUAUUUCAUCUAGCUUUCCUUUUUCUUUUUUAUUUAUUAGUCUGUUGUGCCACUCAGGGGCAUAGUUAUCAUCUAGCACUUUUGCUAAUCAGUAAUUCCGAUUGCUUCAGAUUGACCAUGCAGACCUGGUUAUGCAAUACUAAACGGAAUGUUCAGUUUUUCCUCCUUUUAAUAUGGUUUUACAAGCAUUUCUUAGAAUUUUUGAAUUUUACAAAAAAUAAUCUGUAAGUUUCUUAUAAGGUCUCCGACAUUUUAGAUCUCUGUUCUAGAUCUAGUCAAAAUAAGUCUAAUAGGUCAGAAAUGUUCUCUUCCGGAGAAACUGAUUGGUUUUAAGAGUUUUUCAAACUUCUCUUUUUGACCUAUGAAUGGUUUAUAUUCUGCUUAUUUUGAAAGUAAUUGUUUCUUUUACCAUAUUUAUUCCAGCACAAUAUCUCGUUUAUUUUCUUGUGAGAUUCCUUCUCUUAUUUUCUAUUAUAAGGUAUUUUCUCUGUAUUUUUUCAGUCAUGACAUUGUAGUUCACUUUCUUUGUCUAAUUUCAAUUUUUAAAGAGAAUUUAAUUUUUUCUCAUCCUACACAAUAUUUAAAACUAAACACAUUCGUCCACAUAUGAGUCAGAUGACUAGUUCCUGGUUAAAGUUCUCAUUAAGAAAAGAUUUAUUAUGGGAGCAGGAUAUUUUCUUCCUGAAAUGUUAGGGGGGUUUCUACUCUAUUAGUUCCACUUUGAGGGUCUUUUUUUAUAUAUAUAUAUAUAUAUAUAUAUAUAUAUAUAUAUAUAUAUAUAUAUAUAUAUAUAUACACAAGGCUUCUGUUAUGUAGGUUGCACAGCAGCAACUUCUUCACUCACUUUUCUUUAGUGAUAGUUGUUCUCAUGAAACUCAUAUAGUCUUAAGGCAGGCACCUUUUUACCAGCCACUAAUUUGUCCCACCCAUUUUCUCGUGGACUCCACAGCUUGGGUAUAAGAUCCCAGAAGCAAUGGCUUGUGGACUCUCACCAACUUAUGAAAGAAAACAAAAUGUAUUCUUACCUGAUGAAUUAAUUUCUUUAAUGGUGGUGACAGUCCACAAGAGCUGCCCUUAUAUUUCCAAUUGGUGGCAGUUUAGUAUGUGUCUCAUUUACAGUGCUUUAUUCUUUUCUCGGCUAUACGUUAACACUGGGAUAUCAGAGAGGUCAAAAAGCUUGUGGAAUGUUGGUGGUCUUUACCUCCUCUCACCACCAUGAAAGAAAUUCAUUUAUCGGGUAAGCAUUAAUUUUGGAUUUUUAUUGUAUGCUCUAUCUGAAUGUUAUAGUGCUUCAGGUUUAUUUUAAGUUUGCCAAGCCCUAGGCACAUUCACAGAAAAAGUGCCUUUUAUCUUUAUCCUACCACAGUUUUACAUAUAGCAAAUUAUUUUAAUUUUUAAGUUAAAAACUGAAGUGCUUUAAGGGAGACUCUCAAAGCCAUGUUACUAGAAGAUUUCAUUAAGAACUUGAAAAAAUAAUAACCAAAUAUUUCUAAAAUUGGGGGGGGUAGUGACUUUUUCAUGUAGUUUUGGGUACUCUCGUACAUUACUGAUCUAUAUAAGUAAAAUUAUGUGUUUGCUUCCUAGAUACAUAAUUAAGGUUGGCUUUGCAUUUCACUAUCAUUUAGAAUAAAUGCAUAUUUCAUGUGCACAUGGAUGCAGGAAUUUAUGCACAAUACCGAUCUCUAGUGUUAGGCAUUCUCUGCAUUACGGAAGCUCAAAAGUUACUGUGAUUUAGUUAUAGUUUGUGUGUUCUGAAUCACCUUUUUCUAAUCCAGUUUCUAGUGGCCAACAGUUUCCAAAAAUAAAUACAGUUUGGUUAGAAUACUACUCUUUCAUGCAGAAUUAAGGAAUGAUUAUAAACUUGUUUUGGUGAACUUGUUGCUGUAUUUUUUUAUUUAUUUUUUAUCUGCGCUAACAAAGUCCUGAAGCAAUUUCCCUUGUACUCAUGGUCAACAAAUUACUUGACUCUUCCACUGCUAAUUGCUGGUUAAAGUUAACUGUAUUGGGGGAGACUCUGCAGUUCAUCUCAAUAUCUACAGUCACUUCUGAGCAUCUUUGAUCACUGUUUGGGGUUCUUUAACAAAAUUUCAACGGUAGUCUAAAAUAUUAAACUCAUCUACCUUUUAAGACUGGAUUUUAAUUUAGCCGUUUCACAGCUUAUUUGUGUAUCUAGAGUUCUAUAAAUGGUUUUUAAUUUGUAUUUAUUUUGCAUAUUAAUUUUUUUCCCCAAAAGGUAUAAUACGACUAUUUUUUCCUUUUUAAACGUAAUGACAAUAUAAAAAGGAGAGACUAGUUGCACAGGAGAGACAGUGUUGCACAGGACACACUGUUGUAAUAUUUAUGUGCAUUUCUCAAUUUAAACAGGGAUUAUUAGAUGCGGUAACAAACAUUACAAUAUGUUUUGCUGGAAGAACUGAAAUGCUGCUGGAGAAUUUAGAUUCUAUUUGCCAACGAGGGAAAACAAGUUGCUUUGAAAUCUAAAAUGUAAUUAUUUUGCUGUUAAAUGCAGAUCGUCUCUAAUAAAGAGAAAUGUUCCUUGUGUUAAAAAAUAAAGGGCUAAUUUAAAUGAUGCUGUAUCACAAAUUUGGCGUUUGCCCCACCCAGUUCAUUUUUUGCCGUGUUGUAACAAACAAAACCAGUGCAUUUUCAUUUGCUUCCUAAACUUUUUUUUAAUCAUUCUCCUCCCUUUAUUCUUGUACUGUAAGAUUUUGGAAAGCAUGUAAAACAUUUGUAUGAAGGUUUCUUAUUUGAUAAAUAAAGAUGAUUUAAAGAAAAA
Molecule: messenger RNA, 14305 nt
Organism: Bombina bombina (fire-bellied toad)
Lineage: Eukaryota; Metazoa; Chordata; Amphibia; Anura; Bombinatoridae
Product: ubiquitin carboxyl-terminal hydrolase 24
Exons: 56
Coding region: 1-6270 (2089 amino acids)
Biological process (GO): protein deubiquitination
Cellular component (GO): cytosol; nucleus
Molecular function (GO): cysteine-type endopeptidase activity; cysteine-type deubiquitinase activity
Source: RefSeq, a predicted model, not a curated record